AGAACCCACCGGAGCAGCUGGAUUAACCUCUCCCUUGCAUCUAUUCUAGUUCGCUCGUUUAUUUCAACAUUCGGAGGCCCCAAAAACAAUGAAGGAAAACUGAGUCGCAGAUCCCCGAAAAAUGCUUCUCCUGUUGAAACCCCACCUCGGUGGCAGACACCGUCACCCGAUACACCUUCACCACCCACGGAGUUCUCCCCAAUAGGUGGUACAACGCCCAGAAUUGGUGGGAUUGGGUCACGUCCUGCGUCGAUGAUCUUCUCAAGCAAUCCUCCGUUGAUGGCCCAGGUGGAUGGUACCCCACCGGAGCUAUCGCCGAUCUUUUCCUUCCUCAACAUACACACCAACAAAGUCUACCACGAAGGCUAUUUUUUGAAGCUUAAUGACCAAGAUAACCACGGGCGACCGUGUCUAGAUCGGCAAUGGGUAGAAUGUUAUGCUCAACUUGUAGGAACAGUUCUUUCUCUAUGGGAUGCCACUGCGCUGGACGAAGCUGGCGGACAAGAGGUCCCGGCGACCUUUAUUAAUGUGGCAGAUGCGUCCAUCAAAAUGAUUGAAACAUUGCCCAUCAGAAAUGGUGCGGCAGCACCUUUGAAUAAUGUUUUGAGUAUCUCCUCCGCAGGGAAAAACCGAUACCUCCUCCAUUUUCGCACAUUUCAUUCCAUGUGCGAGUGGACUGCUGCAGUCCGUCUUGCCAUGUUCGAGCAUACUUCCUUAUAUGAAGCAUACACCGGCUCUCUCAUCGCGGCCAAAGGGAAACAUCUCAAUGGAAUCCAAGCAAUCCUGGCUCCUUCAAGAUUCCGACAUGAAGAUUGGGCACGGGUGCGGUUUGGCGCAGGAACUCCGUGGAGACGAUGCUGGUUUGUGAUCAACCCUCCGGAUGAGAGGGAGGUCGCAAAGGCUAAAAAGGCUUUGAAAAAAUCGGCAUAUGAUCGUUUAUCCAUCCCAGUCACAGGAAACAUCCAGUUUUUUGAGACUCGCAAGACCAAAAAGGUCACCCCGAUUGCGACAAUGACCCACGUUUAUUCGGCAUAUGCUAUCUACCCACAGUCCAAGGCUUUGAUCGACCAAUCGACUCUGGUGAAAUUGGAAGGCCGGAUCACGGUACACGGGCAGAACCAGGCCACCACGGAGGGCUUUGUAUAUGUCAUGCCAGAGCUGCAUGCCGCGGUUUCUGGAUUUGAAAUGAUGCUGCGAUUCCUUUUCCCGACCUUCGAUACCUUCAAUCUUUAUGGCCGCCCGACUCGUCUUGUGGCCGACACCAAUCAUAUUAAGAGCAUUAUGUUUGCAUUCCCCCAGGAGCGUCGAUUUGGAUACCUGGACCUUUUGGACAUUUCUACCCUUCUUCAGACCCCGGGGAGCCAAGGAUGGAGUGAAGCCGAGUGGAGGCGACAGCUGAAAGAAGCGACCCAGAAGAGGGCAUCUACGGGUCGAAGCAGAGCCAACAGCGUCAACAGCACUCGGCCAAGAUACCGCUCGAGUGUCUCUAUUAACCAGUCUAACCCGACUGAAUCCCCUCGUAGACCUUUUCUGGAGGGCAAGCCUGAGUUCAAUGGGUCUACCGAAGCGGUGAUUCGCGAGGUCCCUAGAGCUGAAACUCCCACCUAUCACAAUCGCGGAACGUCGGACAUCACAGGCCUGCAGACAGAGCCUAGGCUCGGCUAUGCAUCCCUGAAUGAAAGCUCACCUGACUUAUCGGCCCAGGAUCUGGUGCAACAUGACAGACAAGCUGCGCUGGCGGGUCCUAUCAUGGAGCACUACAGUCCCGAGGGGGGAAGACAUCCUGCCCUGGUCAAUAGAGAGCAGCUUCCACCGCGCACGCCUCCUUCUCCUGUCGCAAGCCCCCCGGCCUUCGCACACGGUCCUCGGGAGAUGCCCAUGAACCGCCCUCACGCAACUGCAGCGCAGCGAUUGGCCAACAAUCGCAUGUCCGACGCUACUCUCAUGCAGCUAACGUCGGUUGGCCAGAUGGGCGGAGACGCGUUCGCGGUACAGGACUACCCCUCCCCAGCCAGCGAUGAGCAGUCCCAAAACCAGCGCUCUCGAGUGCCAGCUCCCGCGCCUGCUGUACAGGGAAUGGGGCCUACAAGCUCGCCGAACCCACAACUGGCCAAUCCCCCCAGCGAGGAAGGAAUGCGUCUUGCUGUCGCGAUGCAAGCCUCCCUAAACACGGAUGAUCGGCCUCGAACAUCUAGCACUACGGGGUCCUCGUCGCCGCAGCGAAAGAUUCCAAUUGACUCGGCCAAGUCGGUGAAACGGAAGCCACUUCCCCAAAGACAGCUCUUCAAUGACGAGCCCCAGUCUCCCGAUGAGCCUAGCCUGGAUGACCUUCGCCACACUGUGGACGAAGAUGCUCUCGAUCGCAUUGCUCCUCAUCUGCCAUCUCCCGUUACUCCGAACGAGAAUCAAAUUGAGGAAGAAAGUGUUUAUGACGAUGCUGACUCUACUGUCUCGCCGGACUACGCAAGCACCCAUGACUCUAUUUACAGUAAGAAGUCUCAGAAAUCGACCAAGCCGCGAAUGGGUGUCAUGAAGAUUGUGGGCGAACCCGCGAAAGCCGAUCUUGUCAUUGGCGAUGCUCGUUACUCGACCAACCAGCCUAAAGAAGCCAACCCGGACAUCCCAUCUGUUGAUUUCGGGCCCACGCUGACUUACAUGCCCACCACUGGACGCCCAAGUACGGGCGACGCUUUACGCAGAGGAUCCCACCAGAGAAGCGAUUCUGAAGCCGAGCGAUACAGGCUUUCUGUGCCGACAAACACCAUGGAUAUCGGUCAUAGCCGGUCCCCUGGCCAGGAGGAACACAGACGGAGCAUGCUGUGGCAGCCUGGAAUGGCUUCCAACCGUCCUACCACCCCUGGCGGAGGUCUCACACCGGAGCAGUAUGUCCAGCAACGCGCAGCACCUAGUCCCCCCGUGCAUCUGCACAGCCGAUCUUCAUCUAAUAAUACCCCACCCCCACAGCGUCCAGCAUCUGGAGAUUGGACACAACAUGCCCGCUCUAGUUCACGCAUGAACAAUCAGGAUCCCAACUAUCGGCCAUCUUCGCGGGGCACCGGCCCAAUGCUCAACUACGACAUUUCGAAUCAUCUCUCUGCUCGGGAACAAGAACAUGUCGCUCGAGUAACCAAUUCUCCAUUUUUCAACAUGUCACAGGACAAUCGCCGAGCACAGGCUCCUGUUAACCCCGGGGGCUUGGUGUCAACCAUCGAUGCCCGCGAACGUGAUAGACGUGAGAUAAGAGGGCAGGUGUCGAACCAGAUGGUCCAGAAUGCAAUUACCCAACGCCAACAGCAAAUGAUGCACCAGCAAGCCGAUCCUCGUUAUUAUGGCUCGAUGUACCCACCCCAGUCUCAGCCUCAGCCGCAAUUUCGCCCACAUGCCAUGUACAACAUGGCUGGUGCGAACCGCACCUGGGAUGCUGUCCACCAAUUGAAUCAACCCGAAGAACCUCGCCGUCAAUCCUGGUAUGGCCAGCUUGGUCAGGCACCAAAUAUCCCGCCAAACUACCAACAAAGCCAGAACUAUGCUCAACACGGAGUAUACCCCGGUACUACCAACACCAUGCACCACUAG
Messenger RNA from Penicillium odoratum, 3576 nucleotides. RefSeq lists its product as uncharacterized. The annotation marks the transcript as partial. NCBI's taxonomy places the organism in Eukaryota, Fungi, Ascomycota, Eurotiomycetes, Eurotiales, Aspergillaceae. The record is from RefSeq and is a predicted model, not a curated record. The transcript is spliced from 3 exons.